Molecule: messenger RNA, 1020 nt
Organism: Rotaria sp. Silwood2
Lineage: Eukaryota; Metazoa; Rotifera; Eurotatoria; Philodinida; Philodinidae
Source: the annotation of a GenBank genome assembly
AUGUCAGAGAUUCGUAUUCAUAUUCGACAUUGCAUUUUGUAUGAGUUCCAACAGGGGAACAAUGCAAGUGCUGCUGUUCGCAAUAUAUGUGUUGCACUUGGUGAAGGUGCUGUUGCUGAUCGCACUUGUCGAGAUUGGUUUAAAAGGUUUCGGGAAGGUGACAUGACAUUGGAAGAUCGUCCAAGGUCUGGACGUCCUCUGGAAUAUGAUAUUGAACGAUUAAAAGUCCUGAUCGAAGACAAUCCACGAUUAACCAACCGUGAAUUAUCAGCUAUGCUUCGGUACGACCAAUCCACCAUCGAUCGCCAUUUGCAUGAAAUGGGAAAAGUCAAUAAACUUGGAACAUGGGUUCCACACCAACUAACCUCGGACAGUAUACAGCAAAGAAUCACCAUAUGCAACUUUUUGUUGUCAAAAUGCAACCGACACAGAUUUCUUCAACAGAUUGUCACUGGUGAUGAAAAGUGGGUCCUAUAUGUCAACCAUACACGCAAGCGCCAAUGGGUCAAUCCUGAAGAUUUGCCUGAACCAGAACCAAAAAACGAUCUCCAUCCAAAAAAAGUGAUGCUGUCGAUCUGGUGGGAUUUUGAAGGUAUUACUUACUGGGAACUUUUAUCACCUAAUACCACUGUCGACUCGAAGCUUUACUGCCAACAACUUCAAAAUGUGAAGGUUGCACUACAAGGAAAUCGUUCAGAAAGACGAAAAGUUCGACUCCUCCAUGACAAUGCGAAACCUCAUACGGCAAAAGUAACCCACCAAAAGCUGGAAGAAUUAGGGUGGGGGGUCUUACCCCAUCCACCAUAUUCACCAGAUCUGGCACCUUCUGAUUAUCAUCUGUUCCGGUCGCUCCGCAAUCAUCUGGUGAAAAAACAGUUCGAUGAUCAAGCACAUGUAAAAUCGGAUCUCAAAAGUUUCUUUUCGUCUUUGUCUAAGAAAUUCUUUGAAGAUGGCAUUCUCGAUUUGCCUAAAAGAUGGGAAUAUGUCAUAGACAACAACGGUGUAUAUGUUGUUGAUUAG